AUGUGUAAGGCCGUGUGCUUCCUAACGGAAGCGAGUUUCAUAAUCCACGCUGUGGAAGGGUGUUCGAGGACAAAAGCAGACUUGAAAAGCGGGAUUAUCCCUCAGUAUGACUUGACGCAUUUUUAAUCAUCGCACAAAGCCAACGCUCCUUAUUGAGCAAGAUCCUACUGUAUAUAUUGAUAGGUGAUGCAAGUACCUUCGAAAGAAUAGCUUUAAGGAUACGUCUAGGUUACUGUAAUCGCAUCAAUUUUUCGAAAUUGACCCAUCUGACCUAUGGAUAAUAUAAAAAGUCCAAAAACUCGAGUAACCUUUAGCCAUAAUAAAUGUGUUUUGAUAAUCUGGUAAUGGCACACUUCUGCCGUAAAAAUAGCCGCCAUACCGCAGACGAGAAGCCUCAGGUUACUGUAAUCCAAUCGAUUUUCCCCGAGCAUCUCAUCUAAUCCAUGGACAAUAUAAAAAGGUCCUAAAUUGGCCUUGAUCUGAGAGCCCUUGGCUCACCGAGGCAAUAUAAACACAGAAUAGGUUGUAUACAGCCAUUUGCGAUCGUAAUUUCAGUCAGCUGCGCCCAUCGUCCGGCUCUAAAAGCCGUUGCGCGAAUGCGUUGAAAUUUUUCGCGUGUCUGAGCCGGCCGCCGAGACAAAUGACCUUUUUUUUGUCGUUCUCUCAAGCGCUUCGAAUAAAUUUUCUUUAUCGUUGUUUUGCAGCAGACUCCAGACUUGUUUGGAAAUACUGGGCUUACUUUCGCAUAUUUCCUUUUUAUUAUGUCAUGAAUAAUAUAAAACAAUAUUACAACCAAUUAUAUUGCAUGGAGCCGCUUCGAAAUUUUACACGAAAGGUGGUUUACGACAAAUUUUUAGUCCUAACAAUUUUCUUCAUGUACUGUAAUUCAAUCGUAUAAUCUGCAGCCUGCGAAGCUCGGGCGCAGGUCGACAUCUUCAAGACGAUUUUCUGUUAGCAAUUUUUGGCCAGAAUCUUGUUGUCCCUAAUUUUGCGGAUGCCCUUUUCGUGCAGUUGUCCCAUUUCACGAGGAUCUCCAACAAAUUUUAUUCGAUUUCAGAGCAAUCAAAGCCCAAGAACCAGCGGUGGAUCCGGGAACAUCGAAGCCGGAUUCCCCCACAGCGACCACAACUCCGACGUCGAACCGAAGCCGCAGCCGAGAGUCCUCUGCGACGCGCCAAGUGUGGAAAGAACGGCCCGAACUUUUGUCAAAAAAGUUUCGCCGGUCGUUCGUUCCGCCCGACAUCAGCGAAAAUUCGGCCUGAGCGCGCAGUGAACGCGGCGUCCGGGUCCUCGGCGACGACCCCAUCCAGCCAACGGUCCGUCCGCGCACGCCAGCACAGCCGACGGUCCAGCGAAGCGCCCAGCGCCAGCGCCCACUCCACCGGUGAACGAGCCUCCACUUCUGUGAGUUUGGUUUUGAGAAACUGUUGAUUUAUAGUGUAAUCUCUGGAAAUUUAAUGGGUUUUUAUCGAUGUAAAUGUAGGAGGUUAUGUAGGGAUGAAGAUGAGUUUGUUAGACUUUUAUAACAAUGGUAAUUGGGGCUCAAUUUCUACGACUUUUCUUGAGGGAGUCCAAUAUUGAUGGUCCAGUGCAAUAACGCUUGUUUUAUAGUCUUAUAUGGGGUUGAUUGCUCUGAAACUUGUUCCAAAUGAAAGCGAGAUCAUCUGUUCUACUAAAUAAAGUCUAUUCUUCCUCAAACUUUCCAGCUUUCCAAUGUUUUGCCACAAUAAAUAUUAUCCAUGGCAUUUCUUUAAAAAAAUUAAAGAAAUGCCAUGGAAAUCCCUAUGCGCACGUCACUGUCCAGCCGCCCAUUCAUUAAACGAUACUCGAACAUCUCCUUUGCUAAAAUUAAUAGCCGUUUAAGGGAAGCGUCUGCUCUCCUCAUAUAUCUGGAUGUUAUUUUAGACCACCCAAAUGGUACGGGAAUCUCGUUUCGCAGGGACCCAAGAUGUUUACCUAUCUAUAAACCAAGGAUUAGACUUGGUUUUUGAGUAAAUAUCAAGAGUCAGACUUUCAACGUUUUUGUGAUUUUGAAGAGGUCUUGAAAUUGGUUUCCCAUUUGAUGAAAUAUUAUCGCCAAAAUCACAAGCUAUAUUCAAAAUUCUGAUGGGGUGCGGUAUAAAUAGCAAUCAGGGUGUUAUUGCCGAGCGAUAACGACCAUGCUGAGCGGCGGUUUCAUAAGUUGUUUAGCAGUUUUCCCCGCGAAAUUAUCGGUUCUAAUGCCCAAAACAACAGGAUUCUUGGUCGGACGAGCUGGAGAAGGUGGUUCGCCGCGUGCUAACCGGUAUCACACAUGCAAAUAGCAUUUCCGAACCUCGAAAACAUUCAUUCCCAUCCGUGUUCCAUUCAACUUUCCCAUUUCCCAACUCCCCCAUGGCUAUUUAGCACGCUGUUUCUCUGCGGCGCUCCUCGCUCGGCACAAUCUUCGGGACGGAGUGUGUUUUGAAACGAGAUUUUCGCUUUGUUUUGUCGAAUUCUUUGCUGGGGACAAAAAUGGUGCGGAGAAAGUGGAAGGUUUAUGCGUUUUGCUCCGUUUCUUGUCAGCACUUCAUCCAGUUAUUCUUUGCUCUCGUCUUUGGAGAGGAAUGGGUCGAUAGGCGGUGUGCAAUCAGCUGAAGGCUAAUUUUGGAAUAUAAAAAAUGAUAGAUAAGGAGCUGAUAUUAAGCAUGGCUAAAGUUAGUAAGGGGGUCUUUAAAGAUUGGAGUUUUUCUGAUAACAGGACUAGAUUUAGAGGAUUAUAAGUUGGAUAUUAUAGUGAGGAACUUCUGAUAUUUUUGUAUUAGGUUGAUGCAAAAGGAAUUGCGGAUUUUUUAAUUUAUUCGUAUUUUUUUAUAGGAUAGCUCAAUUCAAAAAUGGAAAAAAGUAUAUAGUAGUAAAUUUUAAGAGGAUUUUUUCUGUAUAUGUGCUAUUCUUAUAAAAGUUAUCAAACGUUACCAUAAGUUACCACGAAAGUACCCUAAACAUGUUAGUAUAUUUUAAACCAAUUUUUUACAUAUUGUUUUGCGGCUUUAUCCAUUUUUGAAAAUAUUUUGAUAAAAUACGUUAUAUUCUAUCAAAAAACAAAAAAAAACCCCAUUUUUGGCAAAGCGUUAAAACGCUAUCCCAAAAAUUCAAAUUUCAGCAAAUUUUACAAAUCGUGUCAUAUCUUUUUUUAAUAAGUCCAAAAUAAAAAAUUCUUUUUGCUUUCGAUUAGUAACAACAUUUUUAAGAUUUUUGUGACAAAAAACAUCAAAAUCAAAAAAAUUUAUUUUUUUGACAUUUUUUGACCAAAAAAUAAAAUUCAAGAUUUUGAUGUCUUUUUUUCACGAAAGCCUUAAAAAUGUUGUUACUAAUCGAAAGCAAAAAGAAUUUUUUAUUUUGGACUUAUUAAAAAAAGAUAUGACACGAUUUGUAAAAUUUGCUGAAAUUUGAAUUUUUGGGAUAGCGUUUUAACGCUUUGCCAAAAAUGGGGUUUUUUUUUGUUUUUUGAUAGAAUAUAACGUAUUUUAUCAAAAUAUUUUCAAAAAUGGAUAAAGCCGCAAAACAAUAUGUAAAAAAUUGGUUUAAAAUAUACUAACAUGUUUAGGGUACUUUCGUGGUAACUUAUGGUAACGUUUGAUAACUUUUAUAAGAAUAGCACAUAUACAGAAAAAAUCCUCUUAAAAUUUACUACUAUAUACUUUUUUCCAUUUUUGAAUUGAGCUAUCCUAUAAAAAAAUACGAAUAAAUUAAAAAAUCCGCAAUUCCUUUUGCAUCAACCUAAUGGUUGAUUUUGACACAAUUUUUUUUACAGGAAAGUACUUCUAUGGGGUAUGGAGUUACAGGCCGAGUCUUAUAUCAAAAAAAUCGCAAAAUUUUUUUGAUUCAGAAUUUGUAAAAAUUAGCUGCCUAAUUUUGGUUUGUAAGGGUGAAAAAUCCUCAGAACUUUUCUCGGAACACCAUGGAAAUGCCUUUUUGACAAAGUUUUUACCAAAUCAAAGGCUUUGUUUUAAGCUAAAGUGAACCCUGGGAUCUUGACAAGCCUUAAAAUAUCAAAUUUGAUUAAUAGUACACCUUAAUUAGAAGUUCCAAUAUAAAAAAGGGGAAUUUGUGUGGUGUUGCGAGAAAAGUUCUGAGGAUUUUUUCACCCUGACAAACCAAAAUUAGGCAGCUAAUUUUCACAUAUUCUGAAUCAGGAAAAUGUUACGAUUUUUUUGAUAUAUGUCUUGACCUGUAACUUCACACCCCAUAGAAGUACUUUCCUUGUCAAAAAAGGACGUUUCAUCCUCGUUUCUUAAUUAUUAGAUCCCAAAGUUGUUUUUGAUAAAUUAAUUUUCCUUUUUCUUUUCAAAAAUUUAUAUUAUUCAUCAAUUAUCUUACCCCUCUCUCUCUUCAGAACGAGCCCUCGUCAUCUGAUGUCUCUGUAGGAUCGGCCAAUUCCAACGGACCAGGUCCCAUCAGAAACAGAAGACUCCUCCACACCCAUCGCAACACCCCCAGCCUUCCCCGCUUCUCAGAGCGCCUCCUCCAAACCUACGAAAUCCGCAGUCGCCUGUUGGCCGACUUGUCCGCACUGAACAGCAGCACCUCAUCGACCUCCACUUCUUCCACGACCUCAACCAGGACGUCGUCGAGUAAACGUCGUCACACCGACUCCGAUUCUCUUGAUUCCCCCGGUCAGCCACAAGUCAAGAACAGGUAUGGGCUUUGAGUAUUAUUUGUGUUGUUUUUAGGUAUCAAAUUGAGAAUUUACUACUGACUUUGAGGGAAACAGUCGUAUUUUUAAUGAUGUUAUAUGGGAUAUGCUUUUUUACUAAUUGCGAUGUUUUUAAUAGCCAAGUGGACUCAAGGGCUGCAAAAAGUUAUAUUGCACUAGAUUAAAAAUUAAUUUUUUGUCAAAAAAAUGUGUCCAAGAUGACUUUUUUCACCAAAAAAUAACUUCUGAGGAGUUUGCGACUGUAAUAACACCAUUUGCAUGCCAGCCGGGCCUAAAAUUUAUAUUACACUAGAUGUAUCUGGAAAUUUUGUUAUGAUUUGUCUUAUAUUUUUCAAAAAAAAAAAUAUUUAUUACACUACGCCUUAUUUCUGCAAGUGUUUAGACGUAUUGAAAGUGAAGGUUGCAGACUUUUUCUUUAUUUCUUCCUUCAAAAAAUCUCUGCCGACCUUCACAGAUUUUGAGUAAUGUUUUUUCUUUCGCCUUUGUUUUCUAUUCGUUUCACUUUUUUCGGCUCUUUUCUCGAACAACUUUUGUGAUGGUAAAAAGAGAACGCUUGAAACUGUUGACAGUUCUCUUGGGUCAAAGUCUAACCCUUGGAAGAGAUAAAAUGAAAAGAUUUUGGAUAAAGUUUGGGUAAAUCGGAUCAAAGGAAUCGUUUUGAAGAGUCAAAUUUGACUUGAUAAAUGACCCAGGAGCUGAAUUAAAUUUAAUUUUUUUUAUUUUUACUUAAACAUUUGUCAAAAAUUAUAUUAUACUAGGUAAUAAGUAAAAAAAUGUCAAUUUUGGUAUUUUAAUAGGAUUUUGAGUCGCUUUAACCUUUUUUUCUGCUCUAGUUUAACCCUUAAUACCAUUAAAACGAAGGCAGGCCGGUUCUAAAGUACAUAAAGAGCAAUAAAAUCAGGUGCACUUUUAAACCACGGGAUUUCUCCGCGGAAUUAAGAGUCAGAAAAUAGAAGACCUUUCCUAAUAAAUUCAUGAGUUUGGGCUCAAAUGGCUCGGCUUUUUCGAGUGAGCGCAGAGAGGGCAUAUUUUUGGAUUUGGUACAUGCCACGAGGAGGAUCCUCGUGCAAAUGGCGUGUUUUGUGGUUUUUAUAGCAGAAGGCAGAGGAAAUGAUGAUUUUGAAGGAGCUAGAGGAGAUUUGGGGAGCUUUGACGAGAGCUUUCAUAUUACUUUAAGUACAAGGUUGAGGUUUAGGAAGGUUUUUUAGAGAUUUCGAAUGUAUGUUCUUUCAAGUAUGCUAAAAAUGUUUUUUCGAAGCUUCAAGCGCUGUAUUGGGGUUCGAAAUUCCAAAGAAUGUUGAACUCUGUGGGUUCUGGCCUCAGGGCAAAUUGACACCCAGGUCCCAUUGUCGCGUCCCGAGGUUAUUUUUGCACGCCUCGAAAUCAGGUGCGAGGUCCUUACGGAGCAGAAAAAAAAGCGAAAAAUAUAACACGCGACUGAUUAUUUUCGCCCUCCGCUGCCCCACCAAUCCCUCGUUUCAUGUGAUUCCAGCGGCACGGACUGCCACUCUCAGGUCAAUGAGAAGGAAGGGAAAAAAAGAGUGAGGGCUGAGCGAAAGGAACGAAGCAAAGGAAAGGGGAGAAAGUUGGGAAGGACGUCGCCCCGUCUUACUUGACUCGAGCUCUACACGGGUUUUACAAGUUCAACACAUCUGUUUUUUGCUUGUUUUCUCCGGGAUUUGUGGGUUUUGGCCCGAAAGGUGAGCGCUUUCUCCGAUUGUCCUCCGCUCGAUCUGACUCUUGACCUAACUGUUCCUUCGGUUUUAUUUCGAUCGGAUUACUGUAGAUCUUCGAUUCGGAAAAGGUCCUCGAUUCAUCGGCGUUAUCAUAUUGUACUGUCAGACUAAAAAAGUUGUGUGAAAGAAGUGUUUAUUGUUUUUCUUUCUCGUUAAACCGGUUCCUCGUUUUUGUGACGGUAGGCUGCUCUCGGUUUUAUGAACUUCUUGCGCAGGCUUCGAGCUGCUAUAUAGAGUAGAUGUUUUUUACAGAUUUUUGACAAGGAAAGUACUUCUAUGGGGUAUGGAGUUACAGGUCAAGACAUAUACCAAAAAAUUUUUUUUUGAUAUAUGUCUUGACCUGUAAUUUCAUACCCCAUAGAAGUACUUUCCUUGCGAAAAGUUUUGUCGAUUUCUAAUAGAAAAACCGCUUAGACCAUAGUCAAAAAAUCUUGUCUUAUCAAGAUUUUUUGACUAUGCUCUCUGUUUGCUUCUUCCAUUUUUCGAUUUGUUUUGUAAGUAAAGUUUUUUGUUCGGAAAAAUUUUGUUAGUCGAAACAUGAAGUCCCCUCCUUUACGUAGGUUUUCUGGAGUGUCUAGUCCAGAACAAAGUUCUUUUUUGGUUUUUGACAAAUUUUGUUUCCGUGUUCGGACCUUCCCCUUCAGCGGUGAAUAUGGAACGACCUUUUUGGCCUCUUUACGUGAAAUUUUUUGGGCGGCCGAAAGAGGAAAUGACCCAAAUUUACGCCGAAGCCGAAACAUGGCCAGUGUCUCUCAUUUUGGCCUUAGGGCUUUAAUCGUUUUACAAGUUUAGUUGAGAAAAGCAAAAAAUCGGACCCGAGUCGCUUUUUUCUCUCCUUUUUUUAUCACGUGUGCUCCCCUUUCCGCCUCUGGUUCUCUCCCUUCACUCUUGUUGUUCUCGGUCUCUCCGAGAAGCGAAAUUUGCAGGCCAAGUCAUACGAGAUGAAAAUACGAACAAUAACAAGAUUGGUGAUAUUACUUUAGAUAUAUUCGUUGUAAUCUCAAUAAUUGUUGUUGUUUGCGCAGGGAAAACAGGUGAUUUUUUAGUUCGAAGUCAACAAUUUUUGGUUUAGUGUGCUCCAAACAAGAAGUAGAGGAAUUUUUUUUUGGUCAAAGAAAUGUUGAUAAUGGUGUUUUCCACUGAAAUAGGUUAAUACGACUAGUCAGUAAAGCGUAUAAAUCCCCCCACGAAUGAUUGAUCUGACUGGUUCUUGGUUGUUUUUUUAUGCGAAGGCAGCUGAUUUGAACAUACGGUGGGCUAGUGUAAUAUAAAAAGUAUCAUUUUUGUCGGGCUUUGAGGGGCAAAUAGUUUGCAUGCAGUGUUUUAAGGCCACAGCGAUUAUUUUUAAGAGGAUUUUUUAGAUUUUUUGACGAUAAAUGGGCGUUUUAGUUUUUAUAUUAUACUUGAAGAUGAGAUUUUAAUUUUUCGAUUUUUGAGUAGAGUCUAGACUCAAAAUUUUUUUUGCAGGCGGAUGCAAGUUGGCAACGGCCCGAACUCCCAGUCCCAGCAGUCGCCCGCCUACGCAAAAUCCGUCGCCGACCGAAUCAAAGGCAUCAACCUCAAUGACUCCGCCCGCCACAGACUAGCCGAGCCGGAACUGAUCCUGGACGGCGUCCUGGAUGGACCCGACAGCCUCCUGACCACCGUCCAGCUCGCCAAUGGCAAUGGGGUGGACCGUGUGGAACACCUCAAAAAGGGCAAAAAUUCGACCGCCAACAGCCUGAUGAACAACAAGGCGAAGAAGCCCAGUCCAGAACCUGUACAGCUAAACGACUUUCAGAAAAAUGCGAUCCGCAUCAUUGGACAGUAUCUGAACGAACUUGGGCUAAAGUAAGACCUUUUUUUAUAUUGCACUUGUUUUUUAGGUAAUAAAGAUGAGAGAAGGAACUAAAAUAACAUGAUUUUAGUAGUACCGCCGAAACACUGGUCGACGAGUCCGGUUGUCGCGUGGAAAACCCUCUGGCGGCGAGAAUCCGUAACCAGAUCUCUCAAAGGCAAUGGCUAAAGGCUCUAGAGACCCUGGACCGCCUCCGACCUCAGCUCACUGAGUGGGCCUACCUUCAGACACGGGUGCUUGUCAUCGAAGAACGGAUAAAGGAACUUUUGGCGGGGAAUGAGGUAAGAUUUGGAUGGUAUUACGAGAAUUUUUGGAAUUGCUUAUAUUACACUAGGCGAAAUUUAAUAAUUUACUAAAUUUGGAGGAUUUUAUGCUGAUUUUUUUUGGAAAACAAGUUUGUAGAACAAUAUAAUUUUAAUUAUGACAAUUUUAGACGCUGGCCGCCCUCGAAACCCUUCAAUACGACUACCCAGACGAGCCACAAUUCCGCCAUCGGCGCGAAUUCUACAGUACUUUGUUAUUCCGCAACCCCGCAGAGGUGAUGGAAGUCUUUGAAGGACACCAAGACUCGGUCUCUCAAGCCCUCGAGGCAUUACACAAAAUCCUGCCAAGUCAUAUUCUCCUACCUCCAAGUCGCUUCAAAAAUUUGGUGGAUCAAGGUGAGGAUAAUAUAAAAUUUUUGCGAUUUGAUGGGUAAAUUGAAUAACAAGCGCUUGUUACAGCAUGUCUAUUCCAAAAGGAUCAGUGCGACCUACAUGUGGAAUCGGAUUUAACCAGCGCCGACCCUUCGGAAUUUGUUUUACGGGAUCAUUGUUGUUCAUGUUCGGGUUUGCCAACUAAGUGUCUACAGGUGAGAUGGGGUAUUUUAUUGAUAACUUUGGUUAUUUGGAGUUAAUUUAAGGCGGGGUUGCAUUAUUUAUUUAUCUUUUUAUGUUACCCAUGAUAAUUUUUUUCUUGAUCCUUGAUUUUCAGGUCCUCACCGAACCGAAAACCGAAGUCUGGUCGGUCCAAUUCUCCCCGUGUGGCCUUUAUCUCGCCGCCGGAGCCAGAACCAACCAAGUCCUAGUGUAUAGUACCAAAAACAUCCUCGAGCCCAGCUUCUUCCUGUAUAAACGACUGCAUAUCCCCAGAGAAAUCAAAGGAAUCGCGAGUAUAAGCUUUUCCGGAGACAGCAAACUGGUCGCCGUGACGGCAACCACCGAAUCCUCCAGUACGGGCGUUUAUGUUUUCAACCUGGACUCGGGAUGCCUAAAAACGGAUAUAAAACCAACUCCACAUGACUUCAGCUAUUCGUCCGCCGAGUUUUUCCGAACGGAUUCACGUCGGUUGGUCUGUGCCGGACUUCAUGGGAACUUUGAAUGCCAUGUAAGUAGUUAAAAUUUAUUUAUUUUUUUUGUGUUUAGGUAUAUUGCAGUAGAUUUUGGAUACUGAAAUUGAAUGAGGCUAUGGUUGGUUUCUGAACUGGUGUGGUCUAAUAUUUCAUUUAGACACCUUUUUUUGUUAUUGUAGAAAGUUUGAGAUUAAAAAUUUUCCUAAUUUAUUUUCAACCUAGUAUAAUAUAAAUUUAGGACCUGAACAAGGAAAUACCGAUCCAAUCCUUCACCGGCUUCCGCAUCAAAUGCCUUACGACCCUGAAGGACGGCUACACGGUCCUAGCGGCCGACUCUCACAACCGCAUCCGCCAAUACAACUUCCUCUCCAUGACCGAGCAGACCCUCUUCAAGGAAGCGUCGGAGAUCAUGAGCUUCACGGUCGAUCCCACCGAAUCCUUCUGCCUGGUCACCUCAAAAGAAACCGGUCUCAGGUUGUGGUGCCUAAAAACACGACAGCAUUUGGUAACAUUUACGGGAACUUUGCACAAUGACUUUGUAAUCCAAUCAUCGUUUGGUGGGAGGAAGGCCGAAUUCGUGGCCAGUGGAUCUCAAGGUGGGUGUUUUGGAUUGUUUUUGUUCGGUUUUUAGAGAAAGGAUCAUAGAAAAACUGCUGUUGGAAGAAUGGGAAUAAGAGAUUGAUUUUCAGACGGAAAAUUCCUCAUCUAUAACCGCCGUUCUGCCGAACCAGUCCACGAAAUCCAAAGCCAUCGGGGAUCGAGUGUGAAUUCGGUUGUCUGGAACCCAGUGAAUCCCAAUAUCAUCGCCACUGGUGGGGAUGACGGCACAGUCCAAGUAUGGGUCCCAGACGUCCUCUGGCGUCGGCAGAAGCGACGAAGAAGCGGCCUAAACUCCAGCGUCUCAUUACAAUCGUUGGAUUGA
Molecule: messenger RNA, 10500 nt
Organism: Bursaphelenchus xylophilus (pine wood nematode)
Lineage: Eukaryota; Metazoa; Nematoda; Chromadorea; Rhabditida; Aphelenchoididae
Source: the annotation of a GenBank genome assembly